Papaver somniferum (opium poppy) is the source of this 1382-nucleotide messenger RNA. RefSeq lists its product as uncharacterized. The transcript has 3 exons. NCBI's taxonomy places the organism in Eukaryota, Viridiplantae, Streptophyta, Magnoliopsida, Ranunculales, Papaveraceae. Bases 82 to 447 code for a protein of 121 amino acids. The record is from RefSeq and is a predicted model, not a curated record.
UUGGGGAUCAUUUAGUUGUUUUGCUGGUAAGAAUCUAUCUCUCAAUCUCCGUAGGCUGUUUUUGUUUGGUUUUGUCUUAGAAUGACUGACUUUUCUGAUAAAAUUGGGUUUCUUAUGAUUUGGGGGUGCAUGAGGAGAUUUGUAAACGUGAAACACCUGCCGCUGCGUAACGAUGAGUUGCUCAUAGUGACUUGUCUAUUCUCUGAAAUCUUCAGCGAUGGUGUUUGCGAAUUGCACUAUGGAAACAAAAGGUUUGUAAAUGAUGUGCAAUUUGGAAAAAGAGGGUCUGUAAAGGAUGUGCAAUUCAGUACUAUUGAUUGGAGAAUGCUUAAUCCUCAUGCAUCUUCUCAUGAUGCUGGUGUUCCCACCAACAGCGAUAGAAAAGAGCAAAGAAGGAAAAGUAGGUAUGACCGAUUCAACACCAACAGAAGAGAACAAAGAAGAUGAGGCUCGCAGCGUCAGUCAUUUCUGUCUUCUGACAAAUGGCGACGUUGGCUAUGGAGUGAUGAGGAAUGGGUUGGUAAAGAGUUAGAGCGGCGACGACGUUGGACUUGGAUUAAUGUGUAUGCUUAUUUUGGAAAUGAAGAAGGCUAUGGAGGAUAUGGAGGAUAUGGAGUUGUUUUACGCAAUACACUCGCAAAGCCAUUAGUUGCUUCUGCCAAGUUCUCAAAAAAUGGAAUAUCUUUUUUUCAUCAAGCAGUCAUGGGAAUAAAGGCUGGUGUCAAACUUGCUGAGAGACGUAAACUAUCUGAUUUCCAUGUCCAGUGUAAUUCUUCUACACUUCCAGCUCUCUUUCGUGCCACACGUCGCUGCUCUAAUAAAGAAUGCUUUAAGACGCGUGACCCCCUCAGUAUUUGCAGAGCGUGUGAGGCUUAUUUUUCUCGUUUCGCAAGUCUCGAUAUGCUGGUGAUUUCCCUUGGAAUGGAGCUUAGAGGCAACGAAAAAAUAGUAGGAUUUGGAAGUUCAAGGGGUGGGAAUACGGCUGCGCGUUAUAUGGCAAAAAGCUCCAUUUAUAAAAGACGUGAAGUGGAGAUCGAAGCAGUUGAUUUUCCGGAGGAGUUGAGAGAGAUUAUUUGGAAAGAUGCUUGUUUUAUUCCAGACUUCUACAGGGAUAUGAUGGGAUCAGCGGGCCAAGAGGACUCUACCAUGUAGUUCUGUUACUCUUUUUUUUUUUUUUUGAUGCAAAAAGGAAAUUAUUAAUAGAAUUAAGAGGGUACAUUGUUGUCCAUAUCAAUCCACUCUUUUACAUCAAGAGGAAAAGCAGAUUGAUAUGUAAAAAUCGACUUAGAUAUUCUAGCUUUCUUUGCUAGCUUAUCUACAACACCAUUUGCAUCCCUUUUGACAGAAAUACACUUCCAAACCUUUAAAUUUCCUAGCAAAAA